Cladophialophora carrionii CBS 160.54 is the source of this 615-nucleotide messenger RNA. RefSeq lists its product as uncharacterized. The coding region runs from base 1 to 615 and encodes 204 amino acids. The record is from RefSeq and is a predicted model, not a curated record. Lineage: Eukaryota; Fungi; Ascomycota; Eurotiomycetes; Chaetothyriales; Herpotrichiellaceae. The transcript has 2 exons.
AUGUCCAAAGGGUCCCGGGUUGACACUGUGCAGCAAUUGGCCGCUGAUCCUGUCCAAGCCGAUGUCGACGAUAUGACGCACUUCUGGUCCAGCCUGGCGGAUGUCGCCAACGAACUCCCUAUGCCAUAUCCGAUGAGCGAGUCGCAGAACGGGACCAUCAACACCAGCAGAUUGGAUAUCCUCAUGCGGACCCUCGUUGCAGAUACCUACAUGACGCAGCACCCCACGCCACCUAAAUGCGCCACUGAAUUCAUGUCACACAUCUGCACUGAGCUGGCCCGCGAAGCCAUCAGGGGAGCAGUAACGCCUAGGAGUCGAUGGAGCAAUUAUCUCAACAUCAAAUGGUGGCUCAGAGAAUUCCAUCGAAUGAGCCUGAAACUCUCGCUCGCUCGAUCCUUUUGGCACUGGCCAGACCGCUACUUCACGGCCCUUACGAGGCCGUGGCUCGAACUGAUCAACGAUGAGCCGGGGGGCUCGAUAUUCCAUGGCUCCUCGGUCAGCAACGAGCUCGUGAGAAUCCAGCACGCGUCGUCCGGCUCCAGAUACGUCGACUGGUCGCAGGCUCUCGCACAGUUUCGACGAGAAUUCAACUUGUGCUCGGGCCGGAGACGGUGA